Messenger RNA from Rhipicephalus sanguineus (brown dog tick), 957 nucleotides. Its product is annotated as RNA-binding protein 25-like. Lineage: Eukaryota; Metazoa; Arthropoda; Arachnida; Ixodida; Ixodidae. The record is from RefSeq and is a predicted model, not a curated record. Gene Ontology annotation, molecular function: mRNA binding. The transcript has a single exon. Gene Ontology annotation, cellular component: spliceosomal complex. The coding region runs from base 1 to 957 and encodes 318 amino acids.
AUGAGAAAGAAAAGUUACCGCGAUUCGGAGCGACAACAUCGUCGCUCCGGAAAGGCGCAGGGAGGUCAUGCACGCAGACCAAGGCCAAAGAAUAAUCGAGGAAAAAACCACGCGCCGCGCUCAUCGAAAAACGAGACGAGUCUAGCCGAAUCUGACCGCGGCUCUGACCAAGCUCGACGCACCCGACACGACUCUACCUCUAACAGCAGCUCAUCGCAGUCUCCGGAGCGAACCAGGCCUCGCGAGAAGAGACGCCCGAAAAAGGAGCCGAGCUCCGAAUCUAAUUCUGAUUCUUUCGAAAGCGAACGCACUAGUGACAGUGAAAGGCCGAAGCGUCAACAGUACACUGUAGUGAAGCAAUCGGAAACGGAAGAAAACGAAGAGUACGACCGUAAGCUCAGAGAGUGGAGGCUGCGGGAGAAGAUGAGUGCGUACGAGGCUAGACUGAAAGUUUGGGUGAGCAGGGAGCGAUUCAUGGCGAAGGAACGAAAACGGAAGCGACGGAUAGAACAGCUGAAACAGAUUGAAGCCGCGAAGACAACACGACUACUGAACGCCUUCAUGGAACAUUACAACGACAGGAGGGAUGACGCCAAGUAUUAUUCCGGAGGUGCCCUAUGGAUCCGAGUGCGGUUCCGCGAAAGAGAGAUUGCAUUCGACAUAAAAGAUCGAGCUCGAGAACGCAAAGAACUCGAAAAAGCGCGCCUGAAGAGGGCGGCCAAGAACACAUCUUGUGGCGUUGCUGAGAAAAAGUGCACGGGCUUUAUAGAGUUACCAGGCGAGCUCGAGCGGCAAGAUCCUGUAAAGCCUUUAAGUGAUUCGAGCAGACAAGUUACGUCAAUGCUUGAAGAAAAUGAUUGUAUCGAGAUUCCGUUACCCACAGCGACAUUGCAACCAGAUCAAAGUAGAGCGAAGGAUUGCGUGGACUCCGCAGAACUGCCAGGCAAGCUCGACUAG